AAAGAGUGAAAAAGGGCCAAAAUUCUCCACCGUCAAGUAGAAUUGAAGUGAAAGAGCCUCAGGACAUUUUAUUCUGAACUUUUGACGAAAUAUUGACAAUAAUAACAUUUAAUCAAAACAAUAAUCACCAAAAUCUCAAAAUAAUUCAAUUUUUCUGAUUUUUGAUGCGCGAAGUUUGAACGUCAAUUUAUGAAUACUUUUUUAUUCAAUUUCAACUAAAAAUCUAAUUUUUUAUCGAUAAUUUGACCACAUAUACUGACCUGAGUUCAUCUUCAAAUCGUAAAAAUUUAAUAUAAGUAAAAAGAAUUGAAUUUAAAAAGUGUUUUCGUCUUUUAGCUCUUCUUUUGCUUCUUUUUGCCUUUUACUACGGUCCAGCGCUUGUUCUUAGUAGUUCAUCAGCUGUUUUUUCAGGAAUAUUUCUCAUUUCAAAUUAAAUUUGUGCUUCUUCAUUUCUUCAAGUCUUUAAAUGACUAAAAAGUAAAUUACUAUCAUGUCAUUAAACGAUUUACCUGAUAAUUGUCUUUGGAAAAUCUUAGAAAAUUUCCAUGGAGUUAAACAAUUGAUUCGUUUGUCUAAAGUUUGUUCGCGAUGGUCCGAUUUGAUUGCGCCGAAAUUUAAUCGAGUAAAAUAUCUCCAAGUGAUGAAGUAUGGAAAACGUGAUUAUAUCGACAAGAACAUUUUCUGGAUGAAUUAUGAAACAAAUUGGAGACGUUACAAUUUAAUGGAAUUGUUUCCAAAUCUAAAGAUUAUAGAAGUUUCAUCUUAUAAUUUUUAUCUCUUUGGUAAUUUAUCUAAAAUUCUCAAAAAUAAUCCACAAAUAAAAGGAUUGAUUAGCGAUCUCGAUUUGGAAAGAGUUGGUUACUUGGAAAAUAUCGAAAUGUGCGCUGCAGUGUUUCAGAACCAAUUCAAUUAUAAAUAUGUUUUUCGCCCUGACCUGUUGAAACAAAUUCGCUGCUACUGUUUUGAUAUGAUUGAUCUUCCUUCAUUCAUUGAAUAUUUUCCGAAUUUGAAGCGACUUAACAUACAACUCGCUGAAACGGACGGAGUUUUUUACAAUGGACCAAAUUUGUCUUCGUUAAAGAUUCUUGAACUUGGUACAUACGAUUUCGUUGAACAAUUCACCGGAUUUCAUUUUAUGGAUUUUUGUCCCUCUUUGGAAAGCGCUUUCAUCUUAUAUUGGGCAGAGGUUAUUCAUGUAGAUGAAUCGAUAAAGAAUUACAAUCUGAGAGAUUUGGUUAUCGAAAGUCGUUCUGGUUGUUUUUCGUGGCCAUCACUUCGAAGACUUUUGUCCAAAUUUCCUAAUUUACAUCAUCUUGGGAUGAGAUAUGUUGAUGCGAUUAAUGAUAAUGACUUAGAAGAAUUGAUAAAAUUAUUACCUGAGUUGAAGAUAUUGGACUUACGGAAAUGUGAGAACGUGACGAAUAAAUCAGCUGAUUUUCUGUCCAAAUAUUAUGUCAAAGAGAAGAAAUCAAUCAAAAUCUAUUACGAUUGUAAAAAUGAACCCGCCGAAUGGCCUAAGUUGUACACUCCUCAAGAAUCAAUUGUCUACGGAUUUGACUUCAUGAAACAUUGUUUUUAUAAAUCUAUUUUAUCUCUUCCAGUUCUCAUUGAUGAAUAAAAUCGAAACUUUUAUAACACAAAGUUUA
This is a messenger RNA of Panonychus citri (citrus red mite), 1646 nucleotides long. RefSeq lists its product as uncharacterized. Lineage: Eukaryota; Metazoa; Arthropoda; Arachnida; Trombidiformes; Tetranychidae. The record is from RefSeq and is a predicted model, not a curated record. Gene Ontology annotation, molecular function: protein binding. Bases 491 to 1618 code for a protein of 375 amino acids. The transcript has 6 exons.